AUUUGACAUCGUCCUCCUCUCAGUCUAGGCGUCCUCUCUCUCUCUCUCUCUCUCUCUAUCUUUCUCGACGGACAGAGAGAGAACAGACAAAAAGAGAGAAGCUCGAUAGCUGCCUGCGACAGUGGGAGGAGAAAAUAGACCCAGAGAGAUAGAGAGAGAGAGAGAGAAGGCAGAAGAAGCACAGCCAUGUCUCAGCAGCGGACCAAUACCCAAAAGCCAUGACCCCACCCACCCUACUCUCCAUUCCCCUCUCCUCCCGAUCCCCUCCUCCCCUGAAUCCCAUCAUCCCCAAUGCCGCCGUCCCCUCCGCUGGCUCGCUACUGAGCUCCGGCCUCCUCCGUCAUGCCCCCGCCGCCUGAAGAACACUACUCUUCUAGCCUCUUCUGCGGAGAGGACCCCUGCCAGGCCGUCUCUCCCCACGACCCCUACAUCCCGAUCUCCGACCACCAGCCGCCGCUGCCGCCGCCACUCCCCGUGCACUCCCACAUUCUCCUUCUGCCGCCUCCCGACGAGGCUGUGGUCGGGGAACUCAUCGACCGCGAGUCUCGGACCUUGCCCCAGGGAGACUACCUCCACCGCUGCCGGGCCCGCUCCAUCAACCUUACCGCCAGGCAGGACUCCAUCAGCUGGAUUCUCAAGGCGUUAACGCAGGUGCAUGCUCACUAUCACUUCCGGCCAGUCACGGCCCUGCUCGCCGUCAAUUACCUCGAUCGGUUCCUCUCGGUCCACUCACUCCCGGAACAUGAGAACGGCUGGCCGUUUCAGCUCCUGUCGGUGGCGUGCCUGUCUCUGGCAGCCAAGAUAGAGGAACUAUACGUGCCGCUGCUGCUGGACCUCCAGAUAUGCGACCCGAAGUUCGUGUUCGAGCCGAAGACGGUCCAGAGAAUGGAGCUGUGGGUCAUGGCCAAUCUCGACUGGCGGCUCCACUCUGUCACUCCCUUCGAUUUCCUCAACUUCUUCGUGUCGAAUAUGCAGACGCCUUCCACCUCGUCUCAACCUGACCCGUGGUCGCCCUCCCAGAUCUUGGCGUCGGCCUCCGAUCUCAUUCUGCGCACCCCGCGCGCGAUCGAUUUCUUGGGCUUUACGCCAUCGGAGAUAGCGGCCGCGGCGGUUCUCUCCGCCGCCGGCGUGGGCGCGGGAUCACCGAUAACCUUUCACGAGAGGGUGAACAAAGAAAUGGUGAGGAGCUGUCAUCAACUAAUGGAGGAGUACCUGGUGGACACGUGUCCGACAGCGUGGUUCAAGCACGUGGAAGCCGAGCCAGCUGCGGGACCGCCGCCGAGCCCCGUGGGCGUGCUGGACGCAGCCGCCUGCGGGAGCUGCGACACGAGGCCUGACAACCCAAGCGCCAGUGGCGGAGCCGAGCCGCCGCCGCCUCCCAAUAAGCGGCUUCGAUUAUCUGCCCCGGAUGUACAGGAACCGUAGAUAAGACCUCCAAUCAUAUCCCUUCUCUUUUCUCUCUAUUAGUAUCUUUUUUUGUUUUUCGUCAGGGGAGAGAAGAAAAGAAAAGGUUAAUAAUUUUUGUCCCUAAAAAAAAAAAAAAGAACAGUUCCAAUAUUUUUCUUCAUUUCUGGUAUUAUUAAUUAUGGAAGCAUUAGAUGGACGGCCACGAUCAGAGUUGGGAUGCUGAGGUUCUGGAGAGUAAGAGAGAAUUUUGACAUUUAUUGAUUAUUAUAAUAUUUUUGUGGAAAAAUGAUAUUCAUAAUUUUAUAAUAUUUUUUAAUGGGUAUAUAUAUGCUGAGUCAUAAAAUUACUUUUCUCC
Molecule: messenger RNA, 1762 nt
Organism: Punica granatum (pomegranate)
Lineage: Eukaryota; Viridiplantae; Streptophyta; Magnoliopsida; Myrtales; Lythraceae
Source: RefSeq, a predicted model, not a curated record